AUGUGUCGUAUCCCUCUGGAUGACUCUCAAAAGUUAAAGGUAUUAACGUCGAAUUCUGAAAAUGACAGUUACAAGAGCCUUCAUCAGAAGUCAAUCCUGGUAGUCUGUCUGAUCUCCCACUUCGAAGGCACCAACGGAAAUAACUGUCACAGUCAUCGGGAACAGGAUCAUUUCCCCGUGCUUGUUCACGUGCCCAGGGGGCCAGAUAGCCCUAUUUUCAACAAGACACCCAUAGACCUCAGCAAGAGUACCGUAUCCUAUACCAUAAAGUGCAAUCGAAUAGCGGAGGGCCGAAUUUCACAUCUAAUGAGGGGCAUCAAUGUUCUGAAGGCGCUCAAAGCGUUUACGCCAACGCUCGUACUUAAUCGAGUUGCUAUCAAUGUGUCCGCAACUUAA
Dibothriocephalus latus is the source of this 396-nucleotide messenger RNA. The record is from the annotation of a GenBank genome assembly. Lineage: Eukaryota; Metazoa; Platyhelminthes; Cestoda; Diphyllobothriidea; Diphyllobothriidae.